Molecule: messenger RNA, 2702 nt
Organism: Malania oleifera
Lineage: Eukaryota; Viridiplantae; Streptophyta; Magnoliopsida; Santalales; Ximeniaceae
Product: probable LRR receptor-like serine/threonine-protein kinase At5g63710
Exons: 11
Coding region: 515-2380 (621 amino acids)
Biological process (GO): protein phosphorylation
Molecular function (GO): protein kinase activity; protein binding; ATP binding
Source: RefSeq, a predicted model, not a curated record
UAUUUUAACCACAAGUACUAUAAUGCGCGCCGCCGUGAAACCAUCCGAGGCCUUCAUGGUUUCCCAGUGGAUGGCACAACGAAGACGGACAUGGCUUGCGUUCGCAAAUGGUGAAAUACAAUCAUUGUGAGCUGGAAGAAGUUUCCCUCGGGGACAGGACAGCUUCUCGGCAUCAGAAUCCUCACAUGGUCAUAAAAUAACAACGCAAAAGCAAAAGCAGGAAGCAUUUCCAUGAGUGGUCAGUGGGAUUCCGGUUCUCCCCACCACGGACCCCCUCCAAAGCAGCUCCCAGUUGCACCUUGCCAUUGGCCUUUCCAGAAUUAGUUCUCUUCAAUAAUUCCUUUUAUGUUUUCGUGCUUUUUAUCAUCAAUGGCUUGUGGGUCCCUGCACCAAUCCAUAAUGUAAUUGAAAUGAUGCUGAUCCUGACAAAGAUGGUGAUAAGCAACGCCUUUAAUAUCCUCUUCUUCUUUUUCUUUUUCGGGUUGUUCUUGAUUCAUGCUUGGUUGAAGCAGCCAUGGCUGGAUCAGAAUUACCAAAAAGAGGCAGAGGACGAGUGGCUAAAUCUUUGAUGAAAGGUCGAUACAUUCAUAUGUGGAGAGUCUUCUCCAACUGUCAUGCCAAUGUAAAACUAUUUAUGAACUGGCUCGCUCUCCUUGUUAUGUUAGAAAUGAGUUAUUCCCUUAAUGGGCUUGAUGUUGAAGGUGAAGCUUUGAUUGACUUUCUAAGGGCUUUAAAUGAUUCCAGUAAUCGAAUUACAGAUUGGAGUAAGAGUCUUGUGAGCCCAUGCUUUAGUUGGUCUCAUGUCACUUGUAGGAAUGGACAUGUUGUAUCCUUGAGUCUGGCAUCAAACGGAUUUUCUGGAACAUUUUCACCUUCAAUUACCAAACUGAAGUUUUUGCUUAGUUUGGACUUACAGGGUAAUAAUCUGUCAGGUGUGUUACCUGAUUACCUUAAGAGCAUGACACAGCUACAAAGUCUAAAUCUUGCUCAUAAUAAUUUCUAUGGCUGUGUUCCUAUGUCUUGGGGCCAACUUUCAAACCUAAAGCAUUUGGAUCUCUCAUCCAACCAUUUGACUGGAAGAAUUCCAGUGCAACUGUUUUCGGUCCCAAUAUUCAAUUUUACAGGAACUCAUCUUAUAUGUGGCUCAAGCGUGCAACAACCUUGUGUUUCAAGUUCGUAUGUUCCAGUUUCUACUGGAAAGUCCAAAUUUGGAAUGGUUAUUCCUGCUGCUAGCUGUGGCACAUUCAUACUUUUACUGCUAGUGGGUAUCUUUGUUUGCAGACAUCGUCAAGUUCAUAAACUCAAACAUGACGUGUUUGUUGAUGUUGCAGGUGAACAUGAACACAAAAUUUCCUUCGACCAGAUAAGAAGAUUUUCAUGCCGUGAGCUGGAGCUUGCUACUGAUAAUUUUAGUGAAAGCAACAUAAUUGGCCAGGGAGGCUUUGGUAAGGUUUACAGAGGUGUUCUCUUAGAUGGCUCAAAGGUUGCAGUGAAACGUCUUACAGAUUAUCACAGUCCAGGUGGAGAGGCUGCAUUCCAGAGGGAAGUUCAACUUAUAAGUGUAGCUGUUCAUAGAAAUCUUCUUCGAUUGGUUGGAUUUUGUACGACAUCAUCCGAGAGAAUCCUUGUUUACCCAUUCAUGAAAAACCUGAGUGUUUCAAAUCAUUUGAGAGAUUUAAAACCUGGAGAGAGAUGCUUAGACUGGCCAACAAGAAAACGCGUGGCUUUUGGUGCAGCCCAUGGUUUGGUAUACCUGCAUGAGCAUUGCAUUCCUAAGAUUAUACACCGUGAUCUAAAGGCGGCAAACAUUCUUUUGGACGAUGAUUUUGAAGCUGUUCUUGGAGAUUUUGGACUAGCAAAGUUGGUUGAUACAAAAUUGACCCAUGUAACAACUCAGGUGCGUGGAACCAUGGGACAUAUUGCCCCAGAAUAUUUAUCUACCGGAAAAUCAUCAGAAAAGACGGAUGUUUUUGGAUAUGGUAUAACACUUCUUGAACUCAUAACUGGUCAGCGUGCAAUAGAUUUGAGUCGGCUUGAAGAAGAGGAGGAUGUUCUACUGCUUGAUCAUAUAAAGAAACUUCUGAGGGAGAAGAGGCUAAGUGACGUUGUGGAUAGAAACUUAAAAAGUUAUGAUCCAAAAGAAGUGGAGACUGUUGUCCAGGUUGCAUUGCUCUGCACUCAAAGCUCACCAGAGGAACGUCCUAAGAUGGAAGAAGUGGUGGGCAUGCUUGAAGGAGUGGGUCUAGCAGAGAGAUGGACUGAGUGGGAGCAACGUGAAGAGGUAAGGAAUCAAGAAUUGUCCCUCAUGUCACACGAGUUUGUUUGGGUCGAAGAUUCAACAAAUGAUCAGGAAGCAAUACAGCUAUCCCGAGCAAGGUAGUAUGGAGUUUCCAGCAUAAAAUUAACCUGAUCUAAGAGAAUAGAUGCAUGUCCAUAAAAUGCAAGGAAUAGAAAAUGCAUUAUUAGCAUACUAUCAACUCCUUGGAUCUAUUGUAUAUGGAUUUAUGCUAGUUUAUAGACCAUCAGUUCAAACACAGUGCAAUACAAGCUUGUUGCUGUACCCAUUACUCUAGGAGGACAACCAUGUGUAUAUUGAUGUGGAUCCUCUUGGGGUUUUUAUGGUUCUAAAGGAUAUGAGCUUCUGCUCUUUUCUGCUAUUCCUCUGCUGAAAUGAGUUGCAAAUUUGAAGAAAUGUUGGAAAA